AUGUCAGCAGUCGGAAGUGGAGACGAGCCACAGUUGGUCCAAAUUUCCGAAAGUGGGAUUAUGGAAGGGCCUUUAUUGGUCCGUCUUUUCCGGAUUCCCGAUUCAAUCCCCCCUACUCCUCGGCCUCUGUACAAAGCUUGCGACGGCUACGGCAGAGCCUGCCUUACAUGCCACCAGCGCAAAGUGCGUUGUGAUAUUCUCACAAAGGGCUCACCAUGCUCCAAUUGUGAAGCUCAGGGAAAACCAAGCUGCCGCAUUUAUGAAAAGAAGAAGUCGAAGACUACUCAGGCCCAUCAAAGCCGCCGGGUAGUAGUUCCAAUCCAGCCUCGGGGCCACCAGCAACGAGUCGCCACGUCACCAAGAACUCUGAGAGCAAUCAAUACCCGAUGGACAGAUUCUCCCCGUACCCAGGACUCUCAUGCUGAUCAAAGAUCUUCUUUACAAUACGAAAUCAGAGAGCAAGGACACGCUUAUCAGCGACGUGGCCGACACUCAGAAUCAGAACCAACUGCCUUUGGGGAUUACGAAUGCCUCGAUGAACAAGAGACACGAAAUCUAGUGGAUCUCAUUGAUGAAAAAACCAGUAAACCUACUGAGAUCGGUCCGGAUCAUCGCUUAUAUUUCAUUGGCACCGAAUUCUCUAACAUCAAUUACCUGAUUCGACAACGUUCACAACAUAUUGACCUCAAUCAACUUCAUUUCGGGAGCUAUCACCACGCCCGCGAGUCACAUCAUAUACCUGCCGAAGCACUCGAGCUCCCUGAAAAGCCUGUGAUCGAAGAAUUGAUCCAAGCUUACUUCACCCGUGUCAAUCCGGGUUGGCCAAUUAUCGAUGAAGUGGACUUUAUGAACAGAUAUAAGUCCACGGACCCUACAAAGUCCGUUCCACUUGCUCUCCUUCACGCUGUCCUUCUCGUCGGCGCCCAUGUGUUAGCUUCCCCACAUAAUGACUAUAGAUCUCUAAAGUCUCACUGCUUUCGGCAAGCAAAGUUGCUCAUCGAUUCUCGAUUUGAAGAGGACAGAAAGGUAUAUGUUCAGGUUCCACUACUCCUAACUUGCCACUGUGACAAUCUAGAAGACAUUGUUUCCAACUCAUGGUAUUGGAUUGGGUUCGCAACGCGGACGGCAUUGGGACUAGGCAUGCACCGGGAUGCUUCCAAAUCCUCAAUGUCGGCCAUCCACAAACGAGAAUGGGUUCGAUUGUGGUGGGUGCUUUUCCAAUUGGACGUUUUGGUAUCUACAGCUUAUGGCCGCCCUCAAGCCUUGCGACUUGACGAGUCUGAUACUCCCACACUUCAAGAGUGUCAUUUUGAAGGGAUUCCCGGUGCGAACAUUGCUUUUGUAAUGGAACAUACUCGAUUGUGCGUCAUGUUUUCAAAUGCAAUGCGUCGGAUUAUAGCAUUACGAUCUACUCCCGCGGAAAAAGCAGAAGCUAGAAGACAAGCCGACCAAUCUUUGGCUCAAUUCAUCACUCAGUUGCCUGAGUGUCUUCGUUUGCCCCAACCGGAGGCCGAUAAUUGGCAAUCAUUUCUCCACCUCAACUAUAACAACUUCCUUAUUCUUCUUCACCGAUCAUUCGCCAAGCCUGGCCGUAGCCUACAUACUCCUCACGCCCUGAGCGAUUUGAAUAUAUGUGGAGAUGCCGUUGUGGUCAUCACGUCUAUAUAUGAGUUCGUCAGAGCAAGGUCUGCUACAAGCGAAUUACCGAUUCAAUCGUUGUAUCCACUUUUCACUGCCUUGGUUCACGUCAGUUCUGAACUCACGUCAGCUAACCCGUUAGUUGAGGCCAAGUCAAGGCGUAUGCUUCAUUCACUACUGCUCUCACUGCGAGAAUUCUCUUACUUCUGGAUAUACGCGAGGAGUCUCCUCCGGCUAUUCCAGUGGGACAGUCGCCGAGGACAUGAUCAUCGCAAGCCGGAAUAUCCUUCUACAAUUGAUCUCGAAAACGAUCAAACAAAUGUUUCGCAUGGGGAGAGCCUCGAACAUUCAUUGGGUUACGCUCCCAUGGCCGUGUCGACUGUCAUCAACUCUAAUACUGCCGAAAGUCCGAACAACUUGAUGUUCACCCCAUCAUCCACGGCACAGAGAUCGAUGUAUGAUGAUCAAAACCACUCUGGAAUGAACGCGGGUUUUGCUUCCGAAUCGAGAUCGAGAGACCACUUACAAGGACAGUCAUACGAUAUCGGAGCCGAUAUUAGCAAUCUAGAUAUACCAACGGAGGGCUUAGAUAUGAUGCCUUUCCCAUCUGCGUUGGACUUCCUAUUGGCUGGCCUAGGCGACGGGUUUGACCUUUGA
Penicillium angulare is the source of this 2295-nucleotide messenger RNA. RefSeq names its product transcription factor domain-containing protein. Lineage: Eukaryota; Fungi; Ascomycota; Eurotiomycetes; Eurotiales; Aspergillaceae. The transcript has 3 exons. The record is from RefSeq and is a predicted model, not a curated record. The coding region runs from base 1 to 2295 and encodes 764 amino acids. Gene Ontology annotation, molecular function: DNA-binding transcription factor activity, RNA polymerase II-specific; DNA binding; zinc ion binding. Gene Ontology annotation, biological process: DNA-templated transcription; regulation of DNA-templated transcription.